Messenger RNA from Bombyx mori (domestic silkworm), 1237 nucleotides. RefSeq names its product serine protease Hayan-like. Gene Ontology annotation, biological process: proteolysis. Gene Ontology annotation, molecular function: serine-type endopeptidase activity. The record is from RefSeq and is a predicted model, not a curated record. Bases 21 to 1226 code for a protein of 401 amino acids. Lineage: Eukaryota; Metazoa; Arthropoda; Insecta; Lepidoptera; Bombycidae. The transcript is spliced from 2 exons.
UAACUUGUCAUGUUUAAAUAAUGUGUGUUUUCUGUUUUAAAGAACUCAAAAGAUGGUGUAAAUCAUUCACAAAACCUGAAAUUUGUCUUUCAUUGUUAGAAGCUGUAUUCUUGAUUAUAUUAGUCACAAGCCUGACCUUUUUAGUACAGCACUUCUUAGCAUGUGCGAGUAGGAAUGUAAACGAACAUGUGAAUACAUCCACCACUUUUAGACAUGAGACAACUGUACCAGCCAUAAUCCCGGACCAAACAAAGUAUUACAAGCAAACAACACAUAAGACAUUUCCACCGGGUAUUGAGUGCACUUGGAAACCCUCAAAAAAGACUAGACCUACAAUGCGUUUCUUUGAAUAUAAUCAAACUGAGAGUUCAUUUUAUGAAUUAGGAAUAAUUCAAUCUGGUAAACUUAACAUUUCUCAGGCUAAAUCCACACCUGAUACAAUAUCAGAUAUUUUAGGAAAGGACAAAAAAUUUGAUGGAGAAUAUGCAGAAGAUUCUUUUAAUAAUCAUGUCUUGGCUUUAGUAAAAUUUAAACCUCCGAAAGACAUAAUUUUUGGCUGCAUACUCACUAUAAUCUCAGAAUUUUGGACAAUAACUGCUGCCAGUUGUAUAGAUGCAAUUGAAGAACUGGAUUCCCUGGACUCUUUUGUGAUGUUGGAAGACUAUGGGCUGGAGAAGAAAGGUCAGAUACAUACUCUGUCAGAUGUGCAAGUACACCCGUUUUACCAGAAUGGGAACAAGAGUUAUGACCUAAGUGUUCUAAAGAGCGAGGAUAGCUUAACAUCUGGUUCAAGGUUUCCAGUGGAAUUACCAAAUAUUAUUGAUUAUUUUCUGAUUACUGUAGGUGAAAGUUUCACUAUGCUUGGAUUUGGUCCAUUAAGGACAAUUGAUAAAAGUCUAUCAGGUCACAGACUGCACAAAGCAUAUGUGUACAAUCUCUCAACCCGUCAGUGCCGCAGUACAGAUGACACAUGGUCACUCCGCCAUCUGCAGAGCGGCUCGGCCUUGUUGCAGGGUGGAUGUGGACGGUCAGCGCUGUGUGCAGGGGUCUUAUGGAGUAGAAAUGCACCCUGCAACUACUGUGCGGGGACACCGCUGCUGUCCGAAUCCUUGCUCCUUGGCGUCAUGAGCGACAAUCAGCAGUGUGGCGUCUCCUGCGACCCUCAGAUUUACGUCAAUAUAGCCAUGCUUAGGGAUUGGAUCGAUUUUAUUAUUGGAAAUAAAUGACAUGCGUCGUA